Messenger RNA from Scutellospora calospora, 882 nucleotides. Lineage: Eukaryota; Fungi; Glomeromycota; Glomeromycetes; Diversisporales; Gigasporaceae. The record is from the annotation of a GenBank genome assembly.
AUGACGAUCUUGUAAAUUAUUCUGAAGAUGAAACACCUAUCCAACGGGAUAUGUCUAAAAGGCCACCAGACUGGAUCACUAAAAGAAAGAUAACUCCAGAUGGUGUUCCAAUUUAUUCGUAUGGCCCAAAAAUUGUUCAUCAAUGGUCUCGUGAUAUGAUGCUCUUGUUUUUGGAUUGUAUCGAAGAAAAUUUAGAUGUAUUUUGGAAACAUACAUACAUGUUUUGGACCUGGUUGGCAAAGAACGUAUUCACCAAUAAAACUCCAGAAGCACUUUCUCAAAAAUUUCGUCAACUGAGACCAGACAAUAAACAAAUAAGAAAUUUCAAAAAGAAGCCAGAAAAUGCAAAGUUGAUUGAAAAAAUCGAACGACUUUAUCAACUUUUAAAUGAAAAAAGGACUUGGUCACGAGAUCGUGAUGUGAAUGUGAAUUUUAAAUAUCCACCUGGGUACAACCAAGAAGAAGCAAACUCGGAAAAUAAUAUAACCAAGCCUCUGCCUACAGUUUCGCUCAAAAUUGAUGAAUCUCAUUUAAAAUUAGCAAAGCAUUUGCUUAAAUACAGUCGAUCAGACGAUAAUGCUGAUGAAUUGCGAGUAACUAUUGCUCCCGAAUUAGAAAAAGUAUUGUUUAUGAGACCUAAAAGCUCAAAAACACUUUCAAAAACGGCGGAUGCUUCCAUUACGUUAUAUACUGAUGAAUCAAGACUCGAAUUCAAACCAUUGAUAUAUACACUUAAUGAAGACUUAAAUAAGAAAGAUGAUUUGAUGUCCCAAGAAAUUGGAUUCGUUACUGAUAUGGUGAACAAUUUUAAUGAGCAAAGUACGAAAUAUUUUCGACCUCCAACUCUAGAACUACGAAAUGAAGCUGAUGAUUAUAUGUUCA